This is a messenger RNA of Ictalurus furcatus (blue catfish), 17860 nucleotides long. RefSeq names its product nuclear factor I/C (gene nfic). The transcript is spliced from 11 exons. Bases 4250 to 5791 code for a protein of 513 amino acids. Lineage: Eukaryota; Metazoa; Chordata; Actinopteri; Siluriformes; Ictaluridae. Gene Ontology annotation, cellular component: nucleus. The record is from RefSeq and is a predicted model, not a curated record. Gene Ontology annotation, molecular function: DNA-binding transcription factor activity, RNA polymerase II-specific; RNA polymerase II cis-regulatory region sequence-specific DNA binding. Gene Ontology annotation, biological process: regulation of transcription by RNA polymerase II.
CUUUCAUCUGUCCGUUCUGCUUUCAUUUCCUGCACGCGAUCAUCCCGAGUUCUCAUCCCGUGUCCUUAAUAAUUAAUAAAUAAACUCAGCUCGAGAUCUCCGCGAGAAGAAGAAGAACAAGAAGGAGAAGAAGAAGAGUCGUAAUGUAACGCGUUUCGGGGUUUUUCUCUCCGCUUCCUCUCUUUCUACAGCCGGUUGCUCCGGGGGUUUUCUCUCUCUCUCUCGCCUUCCUGGUCCCGAGCCAAGCGUUCAGCUUAGUGGGAAACGUUAAGGCGUGUGUUUGUGCGAUCAAACCCCCAGACUUGGGCUUUUUCUUCCCCUCAGUGAAAGUUAUUAGUUUCUUUGCCAGCCUGAGAAAAAAAAAAAGGGCAGAUAGCCUACGUGUGUGUGUGUGUGUGUGUGUGUGUAUGCAUGUUUGUAUGUCUGUCUCUCUCUCUCUCUCUCUCUUUCUCCCACACACACACACGCACACGCACGCAAGGCCAAUUUCAAGUUCAAACCCGCCGUUGCAGGAAAAUGGCCGCGGCCGCAGCCCGGAGCUCACCGGCAUGAAGUUGAAGCCGCAGGCCGGCGGAGGCGCUCCGUCUCUGGGAGGAAUCUCAGCCCGAGCGCCGGAGCUCCGCGCGGCUCUGCGGCGCCUGUGAAGCUGCACUGCGCUACUGCACCCCCUCUUCACCCCCCCCUCUACUGUUCGCCGGUACGGGAUUAUAAACAACAAACCCACCCCACACACACACUCACACUCACUCACACACACACACACACACACUCGGCGUGUCCAUAAAACUGAAAGUGCACCUAAUAACGCCGUGUUUAGGGCUGCAGCACACAGGGCCAUGUCAGGGCCAGCUCAGCGCCAAGCAGUCAAUAAAAACACUUCACUAGCUAUACUCACACAACCGCUUCUGUUGGUGUUGUUGUUGUUGUUUUUUAAUUAUUAUUUGUUGUUGCUUUAUUUUUAGCUUCAAGUCACACUUCGACACUUACAUCCCACUUACACUCGUCUUUAAUUUGACUUCACUUUCACUCUGGCCCGAGUUCAGAGCUGAAUAAUUUUACAACACAACAAUGCACAAGCUCACAAAAGCACACUUAUUUUAUUAGUUCAUGAUCUUAGAUCAGUCUCAGCAAGGACAUUUUCGGUUUCUAUCCAGGAAGUGUGUGUGUGUGUGUGUGUGUGUGUGUGUGUGUGUCUUCCUCUUCCCCUCUGCUUAUAAUUUAAUACAUUUGUAUUAUUACCCGCCUUCUACCCGGCUAUAAACUUUAUUUUUUAUUUUUUUGUAACCUGUAACUUAAAUUGAAACUUUUCUAAAAGUACUAAAGGUCCUGUUAUUAUGUUUCCAAGAAGUUUAGAAUUUUUUUUUAUUUCUAUAUAUAGAUAUAGCCUAGCUAGAAGACUUAUUAUUAUUAUUAUUAUUAUUAUUAUUAUUAUUAUUGUAUUUUCAAAAGUAUUUAUCAUGUGUGUAGAGACAUGCACGACUUGAUGAAGUUCAGGUUCUCAGGUUAUAGAGUACUGUAGAUGCAGCGUGGUUUCCUCUCUUGUGAGCUUUAUACCCUCGUCUGAGGAGAAUAAAGAAAAGGAAAGAAAAACCCUGAUAUUAAUAACGGCUUUAACUUUGACGCACGGGUUUAUGUGCAGAAGUAGUUCUGAAUAUCUAAGCUUGAAUAUUUGAUUUCUUUGUGAAGUCAGGGGCUGGGGGGAAAAAAAAAAAAACUCACGCUGAAACCUUAAUGCGGAUUCUGUUCACUAAAAAAAAAAAAGAAAGAAAGAAAGAAAAAGAAAGAAAGAGAACCCGGAUUAGGAAUAUUAACUUUUUUUUGUUGUUUUGUACAGCUGUUUAGAUUUUUAUUUUAUUUUUUUUCCCAGGCAUAUUUACUUCUACUGUUAUAGAGCUGAAACAAGUUUUAAAAUAAAUAAAUAAGUAAAUAAAAGUUUGUGAUCUGUAGAACAGUUUAAAAAUGGAAGCCCUAAACCCCAGCGACUGAAUGAAAGAACUUUAAAUAACUGCGCUUUUACUCUAGAGCAAGUUUAAGAACUUUUUUCCCCCUGUCUAUGUUCAUAAUAAAAGUAGUCAGAGUAAAGAUACAGAGGGGGAAAUAUGUUAUGGUUUAACUUUAAGAAAUAAUUUAGCUUUAAAAAAAACAACAAAAAAAACAGCAACCCACACACACAGAUUAUAAUGUUAUUUUAAGAAAGUUGGCAAAGUUGACCAAAAAGUUUGUCCGCUUCAGUUUUUUGGCCGUUACUGCAUUUAGGGUUCUUUUAGGAACCAGUCAAGUUUCAAGAGUCGUUGCGACAACGUUUCCGAAGGCACGUUCACGCUCUUUGUGGAGUCAAACUUGGGUUCUCGGCUUCUCAAAACGGUUCCAGUUUAGGAGAAAGUCUCUGUCCCGACUUUUAAUUUUUCAUGAUUGUCUCACUUGUGGAACCCAAACAAUCUGAUAUACGGUUAUACGUAGAACCUUUAAGGGUUACCCUGUUGUUGGGUUCUCCAUAGAACCUGCGAGGGUUUCCAACCAAACCCUUAAAAAACCCUUUAGAGUAAUGUAUUUAACUUGUUUUCCCUCACAGUUAAUCACUGUCAUUUGAAAAGUCUCACUGGUGGAACCCAAAAAAAUUCCCUCGUUGUAAGGUUCUACACCUGUAAGGGUUUCUUCAGCAGGAGGACUGAAGAAACUAUAAGUCUUCUGCGUUUCUUUUGUUAAUCAUCGUCGCUUGGAUCUUCUUACCUUUAAGACUCCAUUAGUUGUAGGGUUCUAGUCUGCAUAUAGGACCUUUAAGGGUUUCCUCUGGUAGGCAACUGGUAAAUUACGAAGCGUUGAGCAUUUGACAUUUUUCCACAGUUAAUCAUCAUCAGAAUCAUUCAGAUUGUCUCGUCAGCAGAACCCAAACACCCUGUUAAAGGGCUGGACUUAGAACCUUUCAGGAUCUCAUGCAGUUUUGUAGUUUGUUGUUAAGGGGCGAGUGUGGACGCGUGCUCCCGGUGACACGCUGUGCAAGCGGGUUUGCAGUUCUGGCCAUUCCGCUCGUGGAUCCGGGGUUCAGCCCAGGGACGAGUGCUCCAUACCAGGAGCAGAGAGAGAGAGAGAGAGAGAGAGAGAGAGAGAGACAGACAGACAGAGAGAUAGAGACAGUGAGAGAGAGCGAGUAAGAGAGACAGACAGAGAGAUAGAGACAGUGAGAGAGUGAGUGAGAGAGAGACAGACAGACAGAGAGAUAGUGAGUGAGAGAGACAGACAGAGAGACAGUGAGAGACAGACAGACAGAGAGACAGUGAGUGAGAGAGACAGACAGAGAGAGAGUGAAAGAGAGAGACAGACAGCUAGACAGACAGAUAGAUAAAGCGAGAGACAGUGAGUGAGAGAGACUAUGAGAGAGACAGACAGAAAGAGACAGACAGGCAGACAGAGAGAGAGAGAAUGAGAGAGAGAAAGAGAGAGAGAAUGAGAGAGGGAAAGAGAGAGAGAGAAUGAGAGGGAGAGAGAGAGAAUGAGAGAGAAAGAGAGAGAAAGAGAAUGAGAGAGAGAGAGAGAGAGAAUGAAAGAGAGAAUGAGAGAGUGAGAGAGAGAGAAUGAGAGAGAGAGAGAGAGAGAGAAUGAAAGAGAGAAUGAGAGAGUGAGAGAGAGAGAAUGAGAGAGAGAGAGAGAGAGAGAGAAUGAGAGAGAGAGUUCGAGUUCCUGCUUCUUUAAGUUCUGCGCGUUUUUUUAAUGGGAUGGGCCAUUUUCAUAACGUCAUUUCAUUCCUCCCUCUUUUUUUUUUUCAUUUCUUCUUCUUUGAUUCUUUCUUUCUCCCUCUCCCUCUCUCUCUCUCUCCCUCCCUCCCUCCCUCCGCGUCCUCCUCCCCCGUUUCCUAAAGUGCACGAGCUCGCCCGAGCCUCCACGUUUUCGGAUCUUCUUUAGUCGGCGGUCAAAUCUCGUGCGCGGCUCCUGCGUGCUUUUUCUUUCUCUUUUUUUCUUCUUCUCUCUCUCUCUCUCUCUCUGUCUCUCUCUCUCACUCUCGCUCUCUCGCUCUCUCACUCUCUGUGCCUCCGCGAGCUUUCCAAACUUGGACUGCUUGCACCGGGAGCGCGAGAGAAGUGCGGCGGCGAUGGUGGACGCGCCGGCGCUGCUGCUGCUGCUGAAGAAGGAGAAGAUGAUGAUGAUGAUGAAGAAGAAGAUGAUGAUGAUGAUGAUUAACUGUGAAAAACCGCGCAUCUGACUGCUGGUCGCGCUUUUCUCCACUCCGAUUCGCGUUUCUCCGUUUUUCACCAUGAUGUAUUCUCCUCUGUGUCUGACUCAGGAUGAGUUCCAUCCGUUCAUCGAGGCACUGCUGCCGCACGUCCGCGCCUUCGCCUACACCUGGUUCAACCUUCAGGCGCGCAAACGCAAGUACUUCAAAAAGCACGAGAAGCGCAUGACCAAAGACGAGGAGCGCGCCGUCAAGGACGAGCUGCUGGGCGAGAAGCCCGAGGUCAAGCAGAAAUGGGCGUCUCGCCUGCUCGCCAAGCUGCGCAAGGACAUCCGACCCGAGUGCCGCGAGGACUUCGUGCUGUCCAUCACGGGCAAGAAAGCGCCGUGCUGCGUGCUCUCCAACCCCGACCAGAAGGGCAAGAUGAGAAGGAUUGACUGCCUGAGGCAGGCUGACAAGGUGUGGAGACUCGACCUGGUCAUGGUGAUCCUGUUCAAGGGAAUUCCUCUGGAAAGCACGGACGGGGAGCGCCUGGUGAAGGGGACGCAGUGCUCCAACCACAUCCUGUGUGUCCAGCCGCACCACAUCAGCGUCUCCGUCAAGGAGCUGGAUCUCUACCUGGCCUACUUCGUGCAGGAAAGAGAGGCGGCGGAGCAGGGCAGUAGUCCACGCACAGGUAUCGGCUCAGACCAAGAAGACAGUCGAGCCGCCACAAUGGAUGGGCCCGAGUUUCAGGAGAGCUUUGUCACAUCGGGAGUGUUCAACGUGACCGAACUGGUACAAGUGUCCAGAACGCCGGUGGUGACAGGAACAGGGCCGAACUUCUCUCUCGGGGAGCUGCAGGGACACCUGGCGUACGAUCUGAACCCUACAGGCGUGACCAUGAGGAGAACCCUACCCAGCACUUCCUCUAGCGGGAGUAAGAGGCAGAAGUCCAGCUCUGUGGAGGGCGACAUCGACACCAGCCCCGGGGGCGAAUACUACACCUCACCCAACUCUCCCGCUAGCAGCUCCCGAAACUGGCAGGACGAGAUGGAAGGAGGUAUCUCCCCGGUGAAGAAGACUGAGAUGGAUAGUCCAUCUCCUCAGGAGAGUUCUCCACGCCUUGGCAGCUUCACACAACACCACAGACCUGUCAUCGCGGUGCACAGCGGUCUGUGUUUUCCUGCAGGUAUCUCUCGGAGUCCGCACCCAUCGUCAUCGCUGCAUUUUUCGACGACCCCCAUCCUGCCCCAGCCCACCUCCACCUACUUUCCCCACACGGCCAUUCGCUACCCGCCCCACCUCACAUCACAAGACCCGCUCAAGGACCUGGUCACAAUGGCCUGCGACCCGUCCAAUCAACAGCCCAGCCCGCUGAAUGGCAGUGGUCAGGUGAAGGUUCCCCCCCACUACAUCUCCUCUCAGAUGCUGGCCCCCCCGCCUCCCCCGGCCCUGCCUCGCCUCACGCUGCCCCCUGACUCCAAACCCAGCAGCACCUCGCCAGACGCAGCUGCCUCCUCGCCCACCUCCCCCACAUACUCUGCUCCCGGGACACCACCUGCCAACCGCUCCUUCGUAGGAAUUGGCCCUCGAGACCCUGCGAGUCUGUAUCAGGCUCAGUCCUGGUAUCUUGGGAACUGAUUUGGACUCGGACACACCGAAGCAGGCGAGGACACGGAUUUGAGAUUCCAAUUGAUUUUUUUUUUUUUUUUUUUUUUUUUUUUUUUGUGGAAUUACGAAAAAACAAGAACAAGAUGAAAGAGGGAAAAAUUUGAUCAUAUAUGCAGUAUUUGUAUAUAUACAGCAUAUGUGUGUACGUAUCAACACAUAUGUGCACACAUAUACACGCGUAAAGCUAUAUAAAAUGCUUCAGUAAACUUUUUUUUUUGGGGGGGAAAGACAGUGAAGAACCGAAUGUCGGACGAGCUCGAACAGACUGCGGAUGCAUGAGAAGAGAAGAGAAGACAAGAGGAUGUUGUUCGGCGGCGCAGACGCACUGAACUGCAGGCCAGAGACUGAAGCAUACAGAAAAAACAUUGAGAAAAAAAACAAAAACAAAAACAAUACGCCCACUUUGCUUCCCCCUGGCUCUCGGAAACGAACGGCCCUCCUCCCCCUCCCCCUGCUACAGGUGCUGCUUCCUCAUAUAUGCAAAAUACGUAUGUUUUAUUUCCAGGGAAAGGAAGCCCUGAUGACGGACGGGGGUUUUAACGCUUUAGGACUUUCCCACGCGUUCAGAGCUGAUUGUGUCCCUCUUAUUUUUCUUUGUUUUUGUUUUUUUUUUCUCUCUCUCUUCUUCAUUUUAAACAAAUUUGAAUGUGGGCAGAGGUUUCGGGGCAAUAUGAAGGGUCGAUGACUUUCCCCUUAAUUUCCCUUCACCUAACGUACGGCUCAAAACGGCCGCUUUUCGUUCAGUUUUACUGACAAUCAUGUUUUAUGAUCAGUUCUUUUUUAAUACGUCACAUCUGUAUCGGAGAUCCACUUUUUGGUGGAUGCCUGAAUUUUUUUUUUCUUUUCUUUUCUUCUUUUUUUUUCCUUUCUUCCAAACUUUGAUGACAUGUGGUACGUCUGUGGUAUUAUAGGUCACAGUCAGUGUGUGUGAUGGGUUCACAUUACACACACAAACACACACAAGCAUAUACACACACACAUACUGACACGCCCUUACAAACAGUCUUCAGAAAUGGCACGUACUGUUAAAUACACUAAGCGUAGGGCGGGUCGAACCCGUCGGAUGAUUCCGGAGCGACGGAAGCACCUUUUUGUCUUUUCUGUGUCACACUGAAAAUGGUUUCGUGUGUGUGUGUGUGUGUGUGUGUGUGUGUGUGUGGGGUCCAUGUACGUUGCAUUCAUGCAUCGCUUGAUGCGAAAUGUAAAUGAGAAAACGACGAAAGGUUUUUUUUGUUUGGUUUUUUUGGCACACACUAAAAUAGGAAAUUCUUUUUUUUUUUUUUUCUUUUUUGCUUAAUUAUAAUCUCUUUCUAAAAAUGUGAUCGUUUUUCGCUAGUCCACCUGGAAGUACCUUCUUAUGGGAUCAGCAUACGCGGGAAAGAAAAAAAAAACCUUUUGACGAUUGAGAUAUCCGUGAAUCGCAGCGCUUAGAGAAUCCUGCUGAUUUUUUUUUUUUCUUUCACAGACCAUCAUAAAAAAAUGCGUUUUUUUUACCGCUGCCCACAUCGUGCUCCAUAUUAGCAGCACAUCAGGCACUAACGGCGACCUUUAAUCGCUAAUCUACCCUUUUACCGUAUACGUGAAUGAACGCAACGUACGUGGACGGUGUGUGUUUGUGUCCCGUGUAUAUGACGUUCGUACGCGUCUAAAGCCCAUAAAUCCAUCCUAGUGAACUACAUCGGCAGUACGAUCUCGAAUCCUGUAGAUGACAGACAGAAAAGUAGAAACGUGGAGUUAGCCUACAUAGUGACGAAGGGAAUAAGGACUCCAGUUCUGUCACUAAUAAGACAGUAUUGGGUUUAGUAUUGAAUUUUUCUUUACUCUCUCUCUUUUUGUGUAAACCGCGUCGGAAAUUACAGGCAUUGCACUACUUUUAAUAAUUCUUCGCAUCUUUCUGGCCUAUUCAUAUGAAUGCUGCAGGUAUGACUUGUUGACUCGUUUUUGGUUUUUUUUUUUAGGACAUGUAUAGUCGUGUUCUCUUUAGCAGGGUGCACGAAUAUUAGCUUCAGAGACGGUAGAACAAUCCAUCCGAUCCGACGUCCUGCUCGAGUCACGUAUCCCGACUCGGAGAACGCCGCCGCCGCCGCCACCGUGCUUCGAGGAGUUUUCCUUUCAGAAAUCCCCACGCUUUUCUUUUCUGGAUCCCUGUUCAUUUUUUACUUUUUUUUUUUUUUUCGUACACUUUCUUUUCAAAUACAAAACACACACACACACACACACACAUAUAUACCGAAUUAUCUGCAUGGGGACAGUGAGUGUAGCUAACUCUUGUCGGGAUUUCUUCAAAGCAGGCUUGUGUGCUGAGUUAAAAAGUGUUAAUGGAUGAAUAUCAGGGCUUAUGAAUCUGCUACCAAACCCAAAAUAAUGCCAGAGCCAUGAAAAGUGCCUACAACAUUGCAAGAGUUUCAGUUCAUUUGGGGUUUUAAAGCAUUAUUAUUAUUAUUAUUAUUAUUAUUAUUAUUAUUAGGGAUGCAUUGAUGGCAUUUUUCAGCCUGAAUACUAGUAUGAGCACAUGUUUUUUUCUCGGUUCUCGUCAACACCGAUACUGAUACCAAUUUGAGUAACCUACUUAAUCGAUCAGGGACGUCAUGAAACGUUCGAUUUAGCUCUGUUUACGUUUCCCCCGCGUUUAAAUAACGCCCGUAAAAGGCCCGCGUAUUCUAUGAGGCUCGUUCUUGAGCGCGUCAACUUUAGCCAGUUGAUUUGAAAUGACGCGGAUUAGCUAGCUACGUCCGUCGCAUCGGAUCGAGUAGGGUCGCGGUGGAGAAACGGUUCGGGGAAAGUGUUACCGUAAAGCGAAGUACGUUUCGUUUUCGUCGCGUCUCAGUCGGCGGUUUUCUCGCCUAGCCUAGCUAGCCUUUGAGCGUCGAUGCAUCCCUAACUAUUAUGAUCGAUCCCGGUGAGUUGUACCAAGCAGGGGCUUCCAUACAGGCUAAAUAAUCACACGUAAAUACCAUCAUCAAAGACGAAGACUAAAGCGCCGACACGCUCGGUAGUAGUGUAACCCACAUUUUCAACUUAGCCUUCAAUAGCGCUUUUUUUUUUUUUUUCUUUAAAAGAUGUUUUUACACCACAGUGAGACCCCGAUUACAUGCGACAUGAUGGCGUUCAAGGUGCUGACAUGAGAAUCUCUAUAUAUCAAUUAUAUAUAUAUAAAUAUAUAUAUAAAUGCAUGGUGCUUUCUAAAAGGAAAAAAAAAAAAGCUCAAAUGGCCACCGUAUCUUUGACAUGGGCGCAUGGCAGAUAAUCUUAGUAGAAUCUCUGAAGCUAAGCUCUUACUCGAAACUACUUAAACCUCCGAUUCCCCACAGUACAGUACAGAGCGCAUCGGGAUUGCGAACGGAUACGUUUUUUUUUUUUUUACCUUGCGAUGCCAGACAUCGGUUUUGAAUUUUAACCCCCAUCCCCGCAACAACCCUAAACCCCCACCACCCUAACCCUUUCGACUUUGCACGACGUUUUAUAUAUAACACAUUAUGUGCCUUGCCUUUAGUUAAGAACAAUAAUACAUGAUUGAGAAUUGUAAAUGAAUUUUUUUAUGUAACCGAUCGUCGCUGGAAAAGAAAAAAAAAAAAAAAAAAAGGAUUUAAAAAGAUUAUAAUAAUAACGAUUUUUGCAUGUUUGCUUGUCACUAUCUUGAUUAGGACUGAUAGAGUGCAGUAGAUUGAGACGGGUGAGACUGGCUUCCUUUCCUCCUCCCCUUGAUACGUGUUGUAGUUGUCUUUCCACUGCAUGAAAUUCUUGCUUUUUUUGUUUUGUUUUGUUUUUUAAAUAUGAUUUCACAUUUCAUUAAUUAUAUUACUUCUACUGUAGAUUAGCGACCUGCUACAGUACCCGCUCUUUCUUUCGGAUCAUCACUGACGUCCUUUUAUUCACCCGAGCCGUCGAUGUUAAUGCUUUCUUUCAUUUUUCUUUUUUUUUAACUAUAUAGAAUGAAUGUAGCUUAAAGUAUGGACUCGUGAAAAAAAAAAAGAAACAGACGGAAAAAAGUAGAAUUGUAAAGCUUAAUUUGUAAAAAUGGAAAAAUCGGGCAGAAUGGUGUUAGAGUUGUUGGUGUGUGAACCUGCUUUCGGAGAGCUGAAAACGUCAGAAUGAUGAUUUUUUUUUUUUUUCGGUGAUAAACCCAGCAUUUGGAAAAAAAAUUUUUACGUACUAGAUGACCAGAAGAUUCUAAGAUGCAUCUCAAUUCUAUCGAUUCUGCAUCGACGAACGGAACUGCAACCGUUUGAAUACAAUUUCCAAAAAAUUUGUUAACUAAAACACGUUCGGAAUGUAUUUUCCGUGAACAACUGGUUGAUGAAACAUGAAGGCGUAAACCAGUCGGUCCCUCCGGGAUUUCGCGAUCGCAGACGUGAACGCGAACUCGAGGAAACUAUUUAUAGGAUGUUCCGAGGAGAUCGCGUUUUUUCAAAAUUACCGCCGAUUUUCCGCAGAUCUGGCGCGUCACGUGACGUCAUCAUCAAAGCGCUCUUCGAAUUCACGUGCGUCGAACACGAGUUCGGCUGAAAGCUCUCGUUUACCAACAAACGUCACGGAGAACAAUUUCGCGCGAUCCCGAGUUUCGCCGUGGGGAUGGGGGGGUGGUUGGGGUUGGGGGAUUUGUACCCCUGCAAACUAUUUUAUUUAAUUUUUUUUUUAAUAAUCGAUCAUGUAUAGAAUCGAGAUGCAUCCAGAAUCGUUUUUCUAAUUGAUUCCCGGAAUCCAACUCGGUCUCAAAGUCUCCCACUCUAGAGAUAUCAGUGAAUGAACGAUGGGCAGUGUGUUAGCGUGUUUGCUAGCACUUGUAUUUAAUAUUUUACGUUCAUAACGCUACAUGACAGAUGACGGCGUACGUUUAUAAAGGCUCGUUCCAUCAAGCGUCAGCUAGCGUCCAUUUCGAUGGCGGACACUUCAGUCGCGUGACUGUUGUUUUUGUUGUUGUUAUUGUUUUUGAGAUGGUUGUGAUGUGUUGUGUUGUGUUGUAUGACUGACUUUGCGUUAAGAUCAGUGAGACUAUACACAGCUCUGAGAUUUCAGCAUCAUGGCCAUAGGCAUUCCUAAAAAUCUUAGACUCUGAAUUUUCUUUUUUUUAUGUAAGGGUCAGGAAUAGUACAUGGCAAAAAAAAAAAAAAAAAAAAAACAGAGUUUUACGGCAGCUGAUGCUGGUUAGAAAAAGCCUUUAUGAAUGUUUCCGUUAUCUCAGUUGAAGAUCGUGAAGCUUUAUGAACGUCUCCCUUAAUGGAAUGUAAUAUCCCAUGUUCCACGUGCGUAGCGCUAACUUACUGUCUGUCGUUUAGAAUGGAAUCUGGCAUGGCGGCCAUUUUAGCUUUCGGUCAUCGUAGCACUGUUAGCAUUAUUGCUAUUGAGUUAUUCCUGGUUUUGGAGGAACGUUAUGAUUUGAAUUCCUGCUUCUGAAAAUCACUCAACAUUAAGUCAGCAGUGUCUUCCAAUCUCUCUCUCUCUCUCUCUCUCUCUCUCUCUCUCUCUCUCUCUCUCUCUCUGUCUCUCUCUCUCUAUUUCUCUCUCAGUCUCUCUCUCUCUCUCUCUCUCUCUCUAUAUAUAUAUAUAUAUAUAUAUAUAUAUUUCACUCUCAGUCUCUCUGUGUCUCUCUCUCUGUCUCUCUCUCUUUCUGUCACUUGGUCUCUCUCUGUCUCUCUCUCUCUCUCUCUCACACACACACACACAGUUCUUCUAAUAAGCCUACUUCCGUUCAGAUUUCAGUGUUUAGUCCAGACCUUCGGAGCUGUGACUUGACGAGUUCCAGGUCAGUGUCUACGGCGGUUAACGUGAUGAUGUGGUUUGUUACACUACGACUUCUCUGAUUAGCGAUGAGGUCGUUCCGGCUAACGGUGUUUUGUUUUUUUUUCUCUCACACAAAUACCCAUAAAUUUAUGAAAUCAACAUUUAUGAGGGGGGGGGUUUUUUUCCGCCCCCCCACUUGUACUUGAUUUGUCCAGAAACCCUUACAUGAUGUUUUUAGAUUCUCACGAGUACUUUGGUAUUUUCUUUCUUUCUUUCUUUGUAAGGUUAGAGUGUAGGGAAAAUAAUUUAUAACUGAUUACGUGGUAGUGUACGGGGUAAGAGGAGCGCGAUGAAUAAGUAAAUGUGUUGGAUGAGUAAAGGCCAUGUUCUGGUUUGUGAUGCGGUGAAAUGUAUUGUUUCUGCGAUGCCGAUAUGCAGCUCUGGUAGCUAUUACGAUUUGCUGGUAGUUAGUUUAGAAAAAACAGAUGAACUUUUCUUUCUUUUUUUCUCCUUUUUUUUUUUUUUUUAAAAAAAAAAAAGUGGAAUUAGUAGAACAAGCGGUUUUGUUUACAUGAAGCCCGUAGUUAAGAUCUCUUUAAGAUCGCUGAUGGAGAACGAAGUACGGCUCACGCCCUGGCAGGAGAGGAGUGCUGCGAUUAAACCCAUUCCAUCAAACCCAUAUUAUACACACGCAACAAAAAGUGCUGUCAACAUUCAGCAAGCGACUUUCUUUUUAUUUAACAGAGCAGGUGAUGAGGCAGGGCUUCUGCCCACAAUGAAGAAGCGAGGCACUGUGGCUACAGCGCUAACAUCAACGCGUCACCUGUAACUACAGACACAGGGUGUGUGAAGGAUCGACGGGAAGUCUACGUUGUUGUUGUUUUUUAUUUUUUAAAGAAGAAGAAUUUCUUUUACAAUGAAAGCGAUCCUGGCUGCAAAGAAAAAAAUUUUUAAAAAGUCCCUGAGAAUCCGAGAAUCCCUGAACUAGAGUCUCGAAAAACAUCAACAACCCGUAUCAUUACGGACUGAAUGGGAGUGCUAAGCAAUACGUUGGCAUGCAUCCUAAUUUGUACAGCUCUAUGUUAAAGAAGCGGUAUGUCAUUGUUACAGCCCUCUGCUGGCUGCAGAGCAAAUUGCAACGGCAGUGGAAAAAAUUGACAGGCUAGUUCGAAUCCCGACGCUGCAGCAGUCAUCUGUGACCGGAAGACCAAGAAAACAAAAUGGCCGUGCUCUCUGGAUGGGCAGGAUGGCAUGCUCUGUCUGUCUCGUCAAUCACAGAGACACUAGCCAAUCGUAGAUGUCUGCGAGUUUGAGUAUGCGGAAGAGGGCAGAUAGCACUGCCCUGUGAUACAGAAUGAGCUUCACGUGUCUCAGAGUUAGCGAGUGCUAGCCUUCGUUCUCCUGAGUAACUACCGUGUGAUGAGGAGUGUUCGCUAGAAGGAAGGAAUGGGAGUAAAUUCAGUCAAACCCACCCCCACAUACACUAAAAAAUUACAAACUGCACCUUUAAUGUUACUAAAUGCAAUUCCACCGUUAUGCAGAGUGCGCACGGACGUGUCGUUAAAGCUGAACUCCCGAUCCACACAUCGAGCCCGGUCAGUAUUUCCCCCGGGGCAGAUGCACAUUGCCCAUCACCUGCCCUGUGAAGAUUUGCACUGCUCCAUACUCACCUAACUGAAGCCGUCGGCCCUCCAGCCAGGGUGCCGUCGCCGCCGCCGCCGCGGCCAGCAGCAAGAGCCUGUAGAGAAGCCUGCGAGCACGCCGUCUGCUCCUUUUCCCUUUCGCAUCGUUUGCAUUAUUUCUUUCUUCUUUUAUUCGUAGCGUGAAAGCUCAGACACAGACAGGACUGCUUGGCGAGACCAGAUCUGUCGUCACCGCGAGUGCGUCGUUCGUUUUUAUUUUUGUUUUAAACUGGCCACAGGCGACGGUCGACGUCUUCGAGCCGGUGCAUGUACAAAAACAAACAAACAAACAAAAAAAAACCUACAAAAAAAAAAAAAAACACGACGUUUUAUUUCAGAAAAAACCCUUGUCUAAUAUUUUUACAGAACUGAAUAAUGAAUAAUUGUUAUGCAUAUUGUUACAUUUUGAACACAUGACCUUGUGUACUAUAAAUGCUUACCAUAUAUAUCUAGUACAGUAAGGAAGAGGAAAAAAAAAAAAUGUACAGAAAAUUUUGUAUAAGAAAAAUAUGUUUGUGUUCGUGGUUUGGGUUUUUAGUUAUCAUAAGCUUGUGGCAAAGCCACAGAAAACUUUGCAUGUUCCUUCUAAAGGAUCUGCUGUUCAUGGUGUCGAGGCUCGGCACCGCGAUCGUAAAGCCUUUCUACCCGAGAGCUUCGGGCGGGCGGGCGGGUGGGCGUUCCGGCUUGGAAACGAGGCCUCGCGUGACUCCGGCCUCACUCGUCGUCGGUUUUAAAACCGAGCCUCGGUUUAAGCGUCGAGGGGAUAUGCAAAUUCCAUCGCUGUUUCUCUUUCCUCUUUUUCGAUUCGUUUCUGCACUUCUUUUACGAUUCGCUAUUGUUCGCUCGACGAUAAACACUUUCUUUUCCUUUCCUUCCGUUCGAAAGAUUGCACUAGAUAACCUGCUAUUGAUUAUUGAUAUUUUGUCUGAGAUUUCUUUUCUUUCUUUCUUUCUUUUUUUUUUUUAAAUGAUGUGUUCCUGUUGAGAUAUUUCUGUCCGUCAACCUUAAAGAUGAACGACGAGUAUGAAAAGUAUUGAAAGACAGGAAGAGAGAGAGAUAAAAUAGCUGCUUUAAAAAUGCAAAGAAGACAUUUUUUACACUUAGCGUCAUGUGUCCUGACAGAAGUCAGCCAUGGUGGAUAGAGGAAUGUUACGACCGAGUGUUUUUGAUUUCUUUUCUUUCUUGCUUUUUUCUUUUUUUUAAGUUCGAGCAGCAAUUCGAGCGCCACUCUGAUCAGAGUGCCUUUUCCUUGAACAGGUCAGUAUGGAAUGUUGGAGAAAUUCAGAUUUCAGAGCAGUUGUGCAAUGACGUGGCGGUAUGUCUGAGAUGCCGAUGGUUCAGUGUUAGAGAAGGAGAUUAGUACUGUAUUAUAUUAAUAUAGCGCGCAGGAUUUAUGCACUAGAACAUCACAGUGACUUGCAGGACACGAGUGUUGGCACUUUCGUCGUUGGAGACGUGUAGCGGAGCUGAUGGUGAGCAGGCGUGAAAGCCAACGGACGUUUCCUCUGCUGAUGCAAACGUUCGGCGCGGUCGUGUACUCCCUCGAGUACUCUUCCAUCGUCUGGGUGCGACUUAAAGCUAACAGAUUUGUGUAAAGUGAAACCUCUGUGCACCUUUGUACUGUUUCCUUUCCUCGUACAUAAGGGCUGGAUAACUUCUUCAGGUCAGAAUCUCAAUCUGCAAUUUGGACUUCUUUUUUUUUUUUUUCUUUUUUUUUUUUUUUAAAUGUAUUUAUUUUUUGGUUUUCUCGUCCGUGAUUGUUUCAGUGCACAGUAAUUCUGGAACGGUCCAGACGAGGCAUUCAAAGCGCCUGGGAUAACCGCAGCUGUAAAGGAAAAACCCACCCUGAACGACCUGCACGUGUAUUAAUCCUUAAAGUGCACCUGUUAUGCUUUUUAAGAUAUGACCUUUCAUGUCGUGUGUUAUAGAGCUGUUUGUGAACGUAAAAAAAAAAAAUCUGCAAAGUUCCAAAAAUCAAAGCGCUGGACAAACGGAGUUAUCGACUCGCAAAAGAAGGAAUCGAUUCUGAACAGCUGAAUCGAGUCGUGAGUGAUUCCAGACUUUACUUCCUGUACUAACCUACGUAGGUUUGUACCAAAAAGCCCCGCCUCUGGUCUUCAUCGGCUGCCCGCUGACAGACGGAGCUGAAACACGCUGACAGCGGUAGACCAAUCGCAACAGACUGGGACGUCUGACCAAUCAGAGCAGAGUACGCUCUCUGAAAGGAGGAGUUUAGAACGAAUGCUUUAGAACGGAUCGUUGAACGAGUCGAGUCGUUUGUGACAGGGGCGGAGGGAGUGUUAAAGUGUUUUUUGACCUCGGAUGCGUGUAGAUCUAUCGUAUGAGAGCUUUAAAACAAAAUUAGGCACGUUUCAAAACCAUAACAGGUGCACUUUAAUCAAAUGAAUGCGACCUUCGGUAACAUCCCAGAUGUAUUUUGUAACGAAAUUCCACCACAGUGCCGUUCGACUCCCUGCCGAUCCCGGCGUCGAUGGGAUUUCUCUUCACCUUUACCUAAAGAGAGCGAUGCGGCGGCGCUUUCGUCCAUCAAGUCCGCACACCUCCUCAGCUGCACUGCAUUCUGGGACAUCGAGUCUCGUGGAUUUCGUGUCACCAUGACGCCGGCUAGUAGUGAGCGAGAAAAGACGCUCUUGCUCCUUUGCUUUUCGGAGUUCACGGCGAAACCUGACUGUUCAUCGAAUCUUGUUCUCGUCCCGGUUAUUAAACAGAAUUGGAACCGCGCUAGAAAUAACAACGUCCCCCUGUCCCAGGAAUAACUUUUUAAAUAAAAAAAACCACCGAGUAACAAAUUAGCACCGGAAUCUUUAACCACAUUGCAGAUAUUUCAACCUAAACAUAUUUAACGUGCUUCAGGGUGGAGCUUUUCUUCUAAAGGAUUAUGAUCUGCUUUUACCAUCGCUUCUACAUUCUACCCUUAUUCCAAGUCUCUCGAACCGAUCACAUUUCCCGCAUCUGACUCAACAUCAGACCCCUUAGCCUAUUUGGAUAUAUAUAUAUAUAUAUAUAUAUAUAUUUUUUAAUCCAAUCGACGGAGCGAUCCAGCCUGACUGUGCUAAGCUAACACUGAUCGAUGCUUUUUCGAUCCACCACCAGUAUUUCUUCUCUCAUGUUUGUUUUUUUUUUUGUUGUUUUUUACCCAUUUGAUAUCCUCAAGAAUAAAUACCAGCAGCUAAAAGCAAAAGUAUUUACACGUGAAGAGACGUAGAAACCAAAAAAAAAAACAAACAAACACAGAAACAUCCUCAGUGAGCAGUGCCUGAUCGUUUUCCUGCUUUGUUUUCGAACUCAUCCCCUCAGUCCAUUGUUUGUGAAUGGUUUCGAGAGCCAGAUUUACCCAAGCCUCUUAAUAACACAGCACGACUGGUGCAAUACACACACACACACACACACACAUACACACACAAACACACACACACCAUGACCAGUCUUUAGGAAUGUCUCUUUAUGGUUUUCUUUCUUUCUUUUCGCCAAUGUUUUACGUGUUAGAAAGGGCUGAAGGCUUGUGUAAGCCUGGCCUCGGCGUGGCAGCGAGGCUCCAGUGCCUGCUAGUCGCUUAGUCUCUGUUCAAAGGGGUGAAAGCCAUGCUAACGCUUUGCAGUUAUGCAAUCUUUUUUGAUAAUACUCUGAAUCAACUCUGAAAUGCCAAAACACUCUGGCGCGCUGUCUGUUUCUUGUUUUGUUUUGUUUUUUCGCUAACAGCGUGUCGUCCGGCGAUUAAAAAACCGUAACCGCGACACGUCCGUAUUAACGCAAGACGUUCGGUUCAUCGUUCUCGCGCCCAGGAAUAAGAUUUCUAAUUCUGUUUGACUUUUUUUUUUCUUUUUUCUUCGUAAUGGUAUUCAUCUCCUCUGUGUAAUAGGUUUUCUCAGUUUAUAAAGCAUGCUGUUUCCUCUCUAAGUUGGAGGUUGACGCGACAACAAAGCGGAGGUGAAAUGUUUCUCAGAGAACGUUCUGAUGCAGUGUUAAAUUUUAAGGGUUUUUUUUUUUUUUUCUUCUUCUUGUUUGUUGUUGUUGUUGUUGUUGAUUUUGUUUUUUUCUUUUCUUUUCUUUCCUCUCAUUAUUCUUUGCGAAUAUUACCAUGGUAGUUAUGCAUUAACCGCUUGCUUGCUGCACAGACACACGCUUCACACCAGGAAGGAGCAUGAGGACAUUUAGUUUACACACGACCGGCGUAAUACGACAACACACACACACGUAUAUACACAACGUACAUCGUUUUCUUUUUCUUUUCUUUCUUUUUUUUUUGGAGCUCGGAAAUUUCCGCCGUUUCUUUAUUCGCUAUAUACUUUUAGAACGUUGCAAAAUUGUAAAAGUCGGAAAGCCGGUUAAUCGUGUUUCCGGUUCAUUUUUUUUUUUUUUUUUUAAAUCUUUUUCUCAUUCACAAUAAACACACGUGGAAAAGGAAAAAAAAAAAAAAACAAACUAAAUUUCCCAUGCUUUUGAACUGGUGUGAGGGGAAAUUUACAAAGCUUUGACAAUAUUUCAUUAUAAUUGUAUUCCGCCAUCGCUGUUUGCAAAAAUCGCUCAUGAAUACAGUACUGGAAGUGAUUAUGUUUCUCUAUGCAAAAAAAAAUGAUAAAAAUUAAUAAACAAAGCUAUGCUACAACUCAGACAA